CCUAACGUCAACUGUGAUUGGUCCACGUUAUCAAUACUCUUCCUCUUGGCAUUUGGGUCCACUUCAUUCCUCUUUCUUGUUGUUUUCUAAUGUCUUACUUCAGAGUGGUAAUAUGUAUUUUGCUACUGAGCGAGGUGGCCACAUGUGUACGUGCUGGAAAGGACUAUUACAGCAUCCUGGGAGUUCCACGAGACGCAAGUGAAAGUCAGAUUAAGAAAGCCUUUCGUAAACUCGCUAUCAAAUAUCACCCGGACAAAAUCAAGGAUGGUGACAAGAAAGAAGCUGAAGCUAAGUUUAUCGAAAUAGCGGAAGCACAUGAGGUCUUGUCAGACUCUGAGAAAAGAAAAAUCUAUGAUCAAUAUGGGGAAGAUGGAUUAAAGAAUGGAGCUGGAGGCUUCAAUGGCUCUCCCUUUGACUUUAAAUUUAAUUUUGAUGACUUCUUCAAGGGUUUCAAUCCUUUUGAAGGAUUUGAGGACAUGGGUACGGCAAACGGCCACAACAGCCAUCAUGAGUCAUUUCAUUUUAACUUUGGUGGUUUUGGUGCGGAUCCAUUUGAUGGUUUUGGAGACACACAAGAGGUAGAUGAAGAAGUCAGUGAAGGAUUUGAUCCUUUUGAAAAUAUGGGAAACAUGUUUCAAGGAGGAGGAUUUUUCAAACAGCAAAAUCAAGGAAAUGGCGUGAACUGCAGGACGGUGACAAAGAGAGUGGGCAACAGUGUUUCUACGUACACUACGUGUAAUUGAUAUGAGUAACUACUACUUUCAAUUUGGUGCUGUUUAUAACUACUUGAAUUGAUAGAUGGAAAAUAGCUAACUAAUAAAUGAAAGAUAAGGUAUGACGCAAUGUCUCGCUCUGUGACCUUU
Molecule: messenger RNA, 863 nt
Organism: Corticium candelabrum
Lineage: Eukaryota; Metazoa; Porifera; Homoscleromorpha; Homosclerophorida; Plakinidae
Product: dnaJ homolog subfamily B member 9-like
Exons: 3
Coding region: 90-743 (217 amino acids)
Cellular component (GO): cytoplasm; nucleus
Molecular function (GO): protein-folding chaperone binding; protein folding chaperone
Source: RefSeq, a predicted model, not a curated record